Procambarus clarkii (red swamp crayfish) is the source of this 1410-nucleotide messenger RNA. NCBI's taxonomy places the organism in Eukaryota, Metazoa, Arthropoda, Malacostraca, Decapoda, Cambaridae. The record is from RefSeq and is a predicted model, not a curated record.
AAAAGCCUUAUGAAUGUCACUAAAUAAACGUAUUUCACCAUCAUGUGAUAAAUAGCUAAUGACAGUUUCGUUUUGUUAAUUCUGUUUUAUAAAACAUUUUUGACAGAUGCAAAGCUGACUGUAGCAGCGAGUGUCCCCCGUGCCAGAGACCAUGUACUUUGCGUUGUGUACAUAGCCGCUGUACCAGCAGGUGUGGAGAGCCCUGCAGACCAUGUCAGGAAAAGUGUGUGAGGAAGUGCAAACACCGGAAGUGCAAGAAUCUUUGUGGUGAGAAAUGUUCAGUGAGCCCAUGCCAGGAAAAUUGUCCUGAGAAGCUAGGAUGCGGUCACCCUUGUGUUGGGUUCUGCGGGGAGCCUUGUCCACCACUGUGCCGUACCUGCAACACUGAACAACUUACUGAGAUUUUGUUUGGCUCUGAAGAAGAUGAAAAUGCAAGAUAUUGAAAUGGAUUCAGAGUUUACCAUGGAAUUGAAGAUGUUAGAAACGUCUGUUAUUCAAAACUUUAGGCACCUUUGUGAUUCUGAACUAAAUCUCCUUCAAUUCCAAGUUCAGGUCCUAAAAAAAGCAAACUCAGUGCUUAAACAAGAUAAUGAAUAUUCAAGAUAUAUACUGGAAAAAGUCAGAUUUGUUGUGCAUCAAGUCUUCAGGCAGCAAUUCCGCAUUUCAUCACAAAGAGUGGAAGAAGUUACUUGUGAACUUCAGCGCCUCUCAGUUUUGCCCGCCUUCUGGAAGCUGACUGAGAAAUAUGCUGGGUGUCGAAAUGUGGCCUUAAUGAAUAUAUACAGAGAAUUAUCAGGGCUGCUGAGUACGACAGUUAAGUUUGACAAAAAAAGAGAAAGUAGAGCAAGAAACCUCUUGAAAGAGAGUCAAAAAUUCGUUGGUGGACUUGGAAUCAGCAAUGAAGAGAGAUUGGAGAUACUCAGUGCUAUGGGGUUCAAGCAAGGCCAUUGGUACAAGUGUCCGAAUGGUCACAUAUAUUGCAUAUCUGAAUGUGGAGGAGCUAUGGUACAGAGUAAAUGUCCUGAAUGUGAUGCAACCAUUGGCGGUGAAAGGCAUCAACUUAGAGGUGACAAUGCCGUUGCUUCAGAAAUGGAUGGUGCCCUUUACAGUGCAUGGUCAGAACAAAAUAACAUGGCAAAUUAUGAUGUUGCUGACUUUGUCUAGUUUCUAGGAUGACUUACAUAAAUUUGUACUUUUAAUAUAAAUGAUUUGCUCUGAGGUAUAUUAUAUUUUAUGAUUUGGUGUUGUUUUCAGAUAAUGUAGCUAAACAGUUGUGAAUGUUCUGUGUGGUAAUGAGACGUGAUAAUGGCUAUGGUAGAUUUAUAAUACAAUACCUGCGAUGUUACUAUGUGUCGGUCUCUCUGUUGUAAUCUUUUCUAAGUGUAUAACAAAUGAAUAGUAUGAAACCUG